UUUAAUUUAUUUUUUUAAAUUUAAAUUCGCAAUGCAGAUUAUGCUGAAAAUUAAAUUAUAUUGGCUUCUUGUCACUACAUACUUUCUCUUGGAUUAAGUAUUUCACCGGGUGACACGUGACGUACUUAUCGCGUUUAGGGGAAAAUCAUAGGUCUUCAAUUGUCAUUAAUCAUUAAUUUUCUGUGGAAAGAAGGAACAGAUAGUGUAGUUAAAAAAGCUCUGCCAGUGAGCAGCCACGACGUAGCUUGAUGUUCCACAGCAGUUUGGUGUUGACUUUCAAGAUGGAGGCUGUUCCCGCAAUAGGUUUCUGUUUCUUUUUCAGAACGGUCUGGUCAUGCGCUCCUGACACGUCGGUAAAAAAGGGUUAUUGGGAUUGAAGUGUUUUAAUCACUGUGGGUAAUAAUCCAAAACGAUUCAAGUGGAUUUAUUUGGCCAUUUUAUUUUUAUUUUCCGUUUUGACGGUCGUUCGAACUUCGUUACUUCCUGGUUUCAGGCGACUUUCGAAUCCGUAGCGAAAACUCAAGUGACCAGUUCUCUAAAAACUCAGUUUCUGCUACUUCUUCAUGACAUUUUAUCCCAAAGCAAGUGUUUGUCUCUGACGAUAAUGGGAACGAAGAGGAUUUCAUAAGCGGCCAGCAAUGGAAAGUGGGAAUGUCGCUGCCCCGCGUCAAGGUGUUUUGGUGCCUGUGUCAGAUUCGUCUGACGUGUUUGAGAGCAGUAUUUUGACUCAUCUGCAAAGUGCGUACUUACACGACGAGUCUCGACAGUCUUUCAGAUACAAGUCGGCAGUAUUGAUUAAGAACGCUGUGCUUGAAGAGAAGUAUAAUGCCUUUCGAGCAAAGAAGAAACGACAAGGAUAUUCAGAUGAGGAAUUAGAGGAAACCUAUGGGUUUUUAUGUUUUGACGACAUCAACAAGGCUCGUGCAUUGGGAGAAACUGGAGUCCUUACAGGGAACAGCAGUUGCACAACUCUGGGCGAUCCUUCAAAGGGUGUUUACUUAUCAAUGUUCUCUGACUGCUUGGACCCGGAUCAUUGGUAUCUUAGAAAAUCUGGAUACAUUGCCAUCAUCAGGUUGACAAAGGGGAGACUUAAAAAGGUUUCUCAAAACUAUACCCAGAAUCUUACAAAACCUACUGUGGGAUUCGAUUGCCAUGUGUCUAAAGAGUUAGUUUCAGUUUCUGCCAAGACAAGACCUUCUCUUGCUUUUGACACUAGCACUCAGUAUUACAUCUAUGAGCUCGUAGGUGAUGGAAGCUUGGAAACGGCUCAGUCCCCCAGUGCUGUCUGUCCAUUUGCGUUUGUCUCAUUUUCAUACAUGGACUCAAAAGACACACAAGAAGCACCACCAAAUGAGGGUUGCGGGAAUAAAUCAGGUUUUUGUUAUCAGUCUUGGACGGGUCAGCUUCAAAUUGGCCCCCAGGUCUAUGCUGUUGGCCUUAAAUCUGUAGGAGGAGCCUUGAUUCCCACAAAACUGCCGCCAGUCAUCAAACUCGACAAGGCCAUUUCCAUAUUGGAUCUCAUACCAUUGUUGCCAAAGGCUGCCUUUUUAACCGGUUUUUCUAGUGAAGUCUGCCUGGGCGGCCUUUAUCUAAGUGUGUAUGAGCUGGUUCUUCUUGAGGCAGAAAAAGCUGAAUCAUUCUCCCGAUUUUUACAAGAACUCAAGAAAAUACAUCUCGCUCUUCCUGUUCCGCUAAUCGAUGGUGGAUUUCUUAUCCUGUUGCACUCUUCAAAUUUCCACACAUAUGAGGACACAGGCUCAGAUGCGAGUGAGUUCUUACAAGCCAUGUUUGUGUUCCCGGACUCAAGGACUAUAGACACAGGUACAAAAUCUGGACCCAGAAAGGCAGCCGUCUCCUCCGAAAUCCUUCAGGCUCUGCCAAUGCUACAUUACGCGGAGGGUGAAGUAGAGAAAACAAACAUGGACUCAAGUGAAGAGCUGAAUGAAGUCUUGAUGAAGCAUAUGCAAGAUUAUGCUCUGCAAACGCGUGCAGGGACGCAGUCGAGUUCUUCAAGAGAAGAUGGCGUCUAUCCUGGCCGGUACAAUGAGUUGCCUAAUCACAAACUCCCGUGCUCAUCACCCGAGUGGACUAACAAGGCAUGGCAAAGCUUGAAGUCUUACUUGAGCAAACCAGUCUCAUUUGAACUGCCCCUCUCCAAGGCUUCCGAAAUCCUGGCAGAUGAGCAAGACGUGCAAGAGGAAGACCUUGUUGAUGUUAACGUUUCAUCAUCUCUUGAGGAGGCAUCGGACAGUCGAGGAGAACAGUUGACAACUGCAAAAGAGUCUGUCACUGUUCUGCCAUCUGUAGACAGUGUGACGACCAACGCUGGUGUGCAUGAACAAUUAUUACCGCUGCUUGUCGACUCAGACUGUACAAACUUAUAUACAAACUCUGAGCAGACUGAUGACACGGGGGCAGAAAUUCCUCUGAUUCCCACUGCAUCAGAUGAUCUUUCAGCAGAGCUUAUUGUCAGGAUCACUUCAGCCGAGGAAACUGUCCCAGACGGGAGUUCGAACUCUAUAACGGUACCAAAAGAUGAUGACUUUCCGACUUCAGAAUUUCCACAGACUAAACUACAAACAGCAGAAGUGAAUCAUCUGCAGACUGUUGAGAGGAACGGUACAGAUACCCCUGAUGUCAACAAUGUCACGGAUGCAAAACUAAGUGAACUAUGUGGGGGGCAUUCUAAUGAAAGGAAAAACGCAACGGAUACUAGUAAAGAUAAAGUCUACGUGAGUUGUAACGGUGAGCAGGCAGAAAAAUCACCAGGACACUUGAAGCCAAACAGUCCUUCAAGCACAACUUGGAGGAAAUUUAGAAAGCGUAAAUCCAUGUUUGAAAAGCUGGCAUCGAAGAGAAAGAAAAUGUCUGCAUCUGUUGAUGUGACAGCGGCAGGGAAUAAACAGACAGAUUCUGGAAUACACAACUUGGGACAUGAAACACUGUUUCUUAGAAAGAGAAGUGAGUGCGGGGAUUUGAAGCCUAUAGUAAGUGAAUGUGGACGAAUCUUGGUUCCACAUGGCUCAGCAGUAGAUGUUGCUGAUCAGAUAUUGUGUUUAAAAUAUCAGCCUGAAAGUAAAUGUAUCCCUGAGGAAACCGUGGUUGAAACCGCAACUCUUGGCGUUGUCAGAUUACAGCAAGAAUCUUCCGCUGUUGCAACAGCUAAUGGAACGGAGUCUGCAUCAUCUAAAAAUGAAGUUUGUCCUCCAGCAGAUGGAGCUGGUCCUUUAAACAAGGAGAAUAAAGUGGUGACACAACCAGACAUUGGGUCAUCGAUUUUCAAUUCAGAACAUGAAGAGUCUUCGACAAAACUUGUCAAGGAUGAGGUCAAAGAAAAAGACACUGGUGUUUUGUCCAAAAGGAGAGUUGCCAUUAAUGGCAACAUAUUAUUAGAUAAACUAAAGGCAGUUCUGUCAGAGGGAAGGAGAAGAAACAAUGCGAAAGCAAAAGCAUCAGCCGACACUGAAAACAACACUCAGCCCUGUCUGAAGAAAAGUAGAGCGGACGGCAAAACGGAGACUCCAGGGGGUAAUAACUCUACAAUGGAACAGGACAGAGUUAUUCAUUCAGUUGACCCUCUUUUUGCUCAUGCCCUUGGCCUGACACCUACAGAGAAGCCUGACAAUGGACAGAUGCUUGAGGGUCAAGAUUGUCAACAAAGUAGAGGUUCCCCAGGACUUAAAGCGAAAACCAUUGCAAACAAACAUCUGGAAAUUCUACUGAAACCACAGCGGGAUCUACACAAACGAACUAAGAUAAAAACACGGAGAAAGCUUCGAAGACUCUCAGCAGAAUGUCUUAAAAAGACAUGGUGGUUGCAUGUUAAAACUCCAGCAGGAUUUCAAAGCAAAAACUGUAGCCAGGAGGACAGUGUUGGAGAUACGUCUGUUGUGAAGACUGUUGAUGGAGAGAACAACAAAGCUCGCUCACCCGCUCAUGCCUUAAACCUACUUGCUGACUUAGCACUCAGUGCCGGCAGUGACCCGAUUUACCCGUCACCAAGACCUGGAGCGAAAUCUGUUAAAAGCUACCAUCAUUCAAAAGAUGUUAGCAUGGAUCAACACAGUUCGGUUCUUCAUGCUCUGCUCAGAGUACCUGCGAAAGCUAUUCCGAUUCCUGACUCUUCAAGCCAUGUGUUGGAAAAUACGGAAUGCGUCGCUAUACUAGCGAGAGAACACAAUUACUCAUCACCGCAGUGUUCCGCUCUGCUAACUGAGUCGCCUUUCCAGGUUUCCCCUUUAUCUGGAUCAACCAGUCUGAUGCACCGUCAUCAGCAGUUGCAUAGCAACAAACAUGAGAAACUAAACUCCUCUGUCGGUCAAGAAGAUAGGCAUCAACACGACUACUGUUAUAAUUCCCCCGAAAAACCCAAGUUCAGGAUCUUUCGCAGUUUUGCCAAAAAGGGUGAAACUGUUCAAGUGACAAGAGAGUGGAAAAACUAUUACAACUUCAAGGGAGACUGGCAGCUGUCCAGUGACGCUAAGAGUAAAUCUAUCAUGAGAGGUUUACAUGGCCCCUGCCACUUCUCCUUCAAGGAUGCCGUCAAGGAUGUAAGACUCAUUGUCAACAUGUGGAUUGGUCUGUUUUACAGUCGCUCAAUGCCCAGAAUCUUUCAUAUGGACUGUGACAUCGCAAACCAAACCCCAGGAGAGGGGGCUUUGGAAAUGUCCAAUGAAAUUCUUCCAGGACCAGAUAAGUCUGAACUUCAGACCAAUGCGUUUGAUGCUUCACUAAAGUCACCGGACCUGGGGUCAGAGACAGGAAAGAACCUGAUUUCAAAAGCAUCGUACCCUGACACAAAAGAUCAGUCAGGCUUGGACCAGAGGUCUGAGGUCCUGGACCUAUCGCAGAAGGACUGCAGCAGAUUUAUGAAAACUCCAGAUCCUGUGAUAGAGGAAGAAAACCUCACUGCAUCUGCCGAAACAAAUGCAAACUCCACAGACAACAUAAAUGAGAUGAAUAAUAUCAAAAGCUGCUGCGAGGAAACAGAAACAGAAACCUCCACGCCUUCACAAAAUCCUGCGUCUUUGGAGCUCAGUGGUUUGUCGUCCCUUGAAGGAUCCUUUGUUCCGACAGAAAAGUUUCCCAUUCCCUCAGGAACAGGCCACGUAGAAGGUGAAUGUAACAAAGAGACAUGUGACGUUGGAAAUUCCCCAACUAUGAGCUUGGUCCGGGAACCUCAAAAGCGAUCAUCUGCUUUCCCGAAAGACAUCGAGUUCAACGUAGUCGCUGUAGAAACGGACCCUACGGUUGGACUGACGGAUGAAAUUCAACAGAAAGAUGAGAAGAAUUUUGCACUUCAAAAAACGAUCUCAGAACCUUCUCCGGAAGAGAUUAUGUCAUAUGAUUGUUUUACUCACGGGGAUGAUAACUGCAAAGAUGUUGAAAAUGAAAAGAGUGAGCAACAGGAAGCUGCUUUGGUCCCACCAGAGAAAAUCAGUGAGGAUAAGGGUGUUUGUUCAGAAUAUGCACCUGAACAGGGAGAGGGUGGAGACCUGAAAGAGGACAAGCGUGAUGAAAACCAGGGUUUAAUUUCAGUGAAGGAAAUGGAGAAUAAUGAACCCCUUCCUGAAGCAGUCAAUGAAGAGUCCUCUGGAGUUGUGAUUCCCAAAAAGGGUGCGUACAAGAAUUCACCUUUGAGAGAUAAUAAAGAUUCAAACUUGGGAGAUACUACAGCGAUAGAUGAAUGUGCCAUUUCUAAAGAGUUACGCCCGGAAGCCGAAGCUCACAAUCCAUUAGAAGGGACUAGUGUCUCUACUACUACUAAGAUAGAUGACAGAUCGGAACAGGAAACUACUACCCACGUUCAGUGUGAUUCACCACGAGCUGCAAAUACGUGUGUAGACCCAUUGGUGCAAGAUGUCCCAGAGAUGGUUUCAAAUGUGAACGAAACGAAUGAAGCAUUAAGAAAAGGUCCUUGUCCCGAUGAGGACGCAAUUCCAUUUCCUGGAACACCCGUCGCAUGCCUUCAAGAAAAAAUCCAAGGUGCACGUGAGAUACGUGGCAUAAGGGGAGAACAUUGUGGAGGUCAAAUACCAUUCACCAAAUUAGAAGAAGUUAGCCCACUAGCCAUCUUUGGAAAUGAGUUAGAUGAUAGAUGCCCUACUCCAACGUUGGAUGAGCCAUCUGAGUCCGUACCUGUUUCGGUGUCUGACAACUGUACCACAACAAACGUAGGAAAACCUCCCACGCAUCUUGGCUCUAGCUUGACAGCUACAAAGGAUUCAGAGCCGGAUAAGCCUAAGCUUUGUCCGAAGUCAGGAGAACAUCUCAACGACAGGUCUGCCCUUGAUCUUAAAGAAAGAACUCUACGAGUUUUACAAUGUUUAGAGAAGUUCUUGCCGAAGUCAAAUUAUAUCAACAGCUCCCAACAGACUAAAACAGCUGAUAGCAAAGGCUGUCUGGAUCAAAAUCCUUACCUCAAGUUCAAACCAACAGGUAUUAAACAGAAGAGCAUACAAAACCAAAAAUUGAAGUCUUUUAAAGCUGCGGCGCCGGCCUCUGCCUCACACAAAAAGCACAAAGUACCAGACGAUCACUUUCACACUUUGCCUUUCAGAGGUAAAUUAGAGGAAGCCAAGUUUCACACUGGCAAAUCCGACGUAUCACUGCAAACAGACGGAUCUAGGAUUGAUGAAGAACCUGCUCCUCACAGUGUUGAGCCGUCAUCAAGUCCCGAUGAUGGAGAGAUUCAACAGUUUUCUAAUAAUAAAGCCACAAAUCUCUCCUGCCCUAGAGCCACUACCAUGUCUUCAGGAGAGACGGAACGUGGUUUAGGACAAAUUGGAGCUAGUGGUCAUGAUGAGCUAGAGUCUUAUGUUAAUCAGCUGCUGAAUAUUAAUGACUGUAAUUCUCACUUGGAUGACACUAGGUUUGCACUUAAGGAUCAUUUGUAUCAGUGUCCAGAAAGGAACACACCUGGAAAGACACCUAAAGAAAAUGCAGAAAGCAAUCAGAGAAAUUGCUCCGAAGCAUUAAUUGCAUUUGAAAACAUUGACGACAUCAUAUUGGCCGAAGCCCUCACUGAGGAACCUCAAACUUCACUUGUUUGUACCGUGUUUAAUACUGGGAGGAGGAUACCCUGUUCUUUUCUAGAGCAUGUUUCUCAGAGAUGUAUACCAAGUAACCCCACACAGGCCUCAAUGGAGCAGGAGUCCCUCAUCUUCUCGGAAGAAAUGAAGCAGCUUUUUAAAAGGUUCACAAGAGGAGCCUCCAGCCACGAGGGAACGCAGACCAUGGGUUUGUCUUGUACUGGUCCGAUGACUGUCAACUUCUCCAGUCUAGAAGAGCGGGAUGAUUCACUGGAACCCUUGGAUGCACCGUCGCUCGCUGGAACAAAAAUCAAGGUGGACACGUCAGAUAGGGAGGACGGCUUGGCUUCUACCAGGAGAGAAAAUGCUUGUUCCCAAAAGACAUCCUGUGGACAAGAAAGUUCCAACGCGUGCGAUAUAGUGUCUGAUGUGACUGCCAAAUAUGCCAAGUUGUACAAAGAUAGGAUGGAUGAAGCGUGUCAUCCCACAAAAUCCCAGGCUACGCCCGAGCACUUGGGCAGCAGUCCCGAUAGGACGGAAGCAAGUGGUGCCGUGGAUGUCUGCGAUCAAAUAAAACAAGACAUGGAGAAAAUGUUUCAGACUCGUUUGAACUCGAUUGUGAGGAAAUCCUGUAAAACCAAGUACAGGUUCUACAUACUGGUGACGUCUGAUGAUGACAUCUUUGAGGAAACAAAGACACAACUCGAGGCGGUGGGUCAUACAGCUGUACAGCCAUCUGAGUUCUUCCUUCACCAGAAUAGUUCCUCCCCCUUACUCAUCAUCCUCAGAAAUGAAGACAUUGCAGAUCACAUUUCCAAGGUUCCUCAUUUACUUGAGUUGAAGAAGACAUCAUGUGUGCAGUUCGCCGGAAUCGAUGAACCAGACGAUGUUGUCAAUCUCACCCAUCAGGAACUCUUUACUCGUGGUGGUUUUGUAAUGUUCGAUCGAGCAGCGCUGGAGAACCUCACUCUGUGCAACAUGAAAAAGUGCUCAGAAAUCCUACAUGAUCUACGCAAAACAGGGAAGUGGAAAUGGAUAUAUCAUUACAGAGACAGUCGACGGCUGAAAGAAAAUGCCAGGAUGAGUGCAGAGGCAAAGCAGAAGAAGAGCUUUUUAAACGUUUGCGAAGACGAGGGGAUCCUGGAGGUUUUACCAUACCAUGAUUGUGACGUCACAUCAAGAGAUCAGUCCGACUACCUCACAUGUUUGGUCCGCUUACAGGUCCAUAACAUUUCUGCGCGCUACCCUGUUUUUAUAAGUGAUGCAACCACAGACGGAGCGUUUGGGAGAAAUGGAAUUUUUACGUUGACUGUCGAUUAUUUCCUGACAAACUUUUCAAGUGAAACAUUUUAUUCUGACCUGGAAAAAUCGAAAAGAUAACAGAGGACCUAAUAAAAGCAUUGCUUGCAAAAUGGAACACGUGCUACAAAUUGUUUGUACAAUUAGUUUUUUCAGUUGUAUUUGGUAACUUGUUUUGUUUAUAUAUACAGUAGAUACAUGUACAUACCUAUAUACACAGUAUAGCUGUGUAGCAAUAUGUGUCUGUGUGUGUGUGAGAGAGAGACUCUAUCUCUUUGAACCCUAUGAUGCAAUAAUAAGUGUUGUGCAAUCAGUUGAAGAGUUUUUGUUCUCUUUCUUUGUAUGAUAUGUUUACACUACGACAAGCAAGUACAGUUUUUGCAACAUGUUAACUUACCUCCUUAAGUAUCGAUAUAAAAACAGACCGCUAUUUAUUCAAUCAUCAAGAGUUCAAUUUCAGUUUACUUCCUUAAAUUUUACAGUGCACAAAAGAAAAUCUGUAAAAUGAAUGUAUAUCUGUUCACCUAAAAAAACGAAUAGCUUUAGUCUGGUGCUAAAAAUAACAUAUUGCAUGCACAUAAUGCUGAUGAUUACCUCCUUAUGUAACUCCUUUGCUUUUGACUUUACAGCAACUUUAUUGCGAAUGUUCAGAAUUAUAAAAAAUUGAUUACCCCCAAAUUUUAUUCUUUUCCUCCCAUCUCUAUGCUUCACUUUGGGGAAAGGGUUCUUUGGGUUAUAUGCUUCUUCUCCUCCUUUCUUCCCUGAUCAAAUGUUUUUCUACCUCUGUCAGUUUUGUUUCACACCACAUAAAUAUCUUUGAUUUAAAGUUUUGAAGCACAGCCCUGUUAACAGAUAUCAUUGGUUUGUGUCAGGGCUUAACACAACGACCAUUCUCUUGACCUUAGUAGUGUUUCGUGUUUACUUUAUUCGUUUUUUGUGUUAUUUUGUGUAUAAAUAAAUGGUACAUUUUCUAAAUAAAGCUUAGACAAUCUGAAAGGUUCUGUUAAAAUCCCUUGAUCUGUAGGAAGUCACUGUGAUAAUAUGCGUAGAUAUAAAGUAUUUUUGGUCCUGAACUGUCCUUUGCAGAUAUACAGUACAAUUGAAAACGUUUCAAUUGCUAUGUUUAUCCAGGAGAGGGCCUCCUAGAAAUAAAAGUGUCUUGCAUCUUUGUCAGGAUUGUGGCAACAGACAUUUUCCCCAAAUGCUGUAUCCUAACUUGUUUUGUGUAGGCCUGGAUGCUGUCAAAUUACAAAUCAAAUACAGCUUGACCUUGAUUUUUAUUUCCAUGCCUACCUCAGAACAAAUAAAAAGGUCAAUAAGACAUUUUUAUUACAGAAAUAUGCAGAUGAAGGAAAUGUUUGUAUGUCUAUAUGUAUGUAUAUACAUGUGAUGUUCAGUUUUCAGAAAUUUGAGAAGUAACGAAAAAUGUGUUCAAUCUGGGGAGAAGAAAAACAUGGGGCAAAAAAGUCCAGAACUUUAAUUUUAAUCUAAUAAUAAGUAAUUUUGAUUUGAGUAUUCUGAAAAGUCAGAUUUGCAUCCAUGCAUUCUGAAAAUCAUUCCAAAUUCCAGGAUGAAAGACAGUAAUGUGUAAAACUGAUUUUAAUCAUUAAAUUACUUGUAAUUAUAGAUUACAAAUGCCUGUCAGAAUUUAAAUAAAUUUUACCAUAAAGAAAUGUUA
Molecule: messenger RNA, 10008 nt
Organism: Cynoglossus semilaevis (tongue sole)
Lineage: Eukaryota; Metazoa; Chordata; Actinopteri; Pleuronectiformes; Cynoglossidae
Gene: tasor2
Product: transcription activation suppressor family member 2
Exons: 23
Coding region: 639-8411 (2590 amino acids)
Biological process (GO): negative regulation of gene expression, epigenetic
Cellular component (GO): nucleoplasm
Source: RefSeq, a predicted model, not a curated record